Messenger RNA from Aureobasidium melanogenum CBS 110374, 438 nucleotides. RefSeq lists its product as uncharacterized. Bases 1 to 438 code for a protein of 145 amino acids. The transcript has 2 exons. NCBI's taxonomy places the organism in Eukaryota, Fungi, Ascomycota, Dothideomycetes, Dothideales, Saccotheciaceae. The record is from RefSeq and is a predicted model, not a curated record. Gene Ontology annotation, cellular component: preribosome, large subunit precursor.
AUGGGCAAAGGUCUACGAAACAGCGUCAACAAGACCAACAACAGAAAGCUCAAGAAGAAUGUCUUUGGCCCCGUCGAGACUGCUCGCACAGAGCGUCUGUCGCAAAAGCUGCUCGAAUUAGCCUCCCAGCCAAAGCCCCCAAAGUCGGACAUGGAAGUCGAGGAAUCAAAUGGUGAGAAUCCUUUCCCUCGCAACCUACAUGUGCCCAAACUGACGUUGCCACUCGCAGACUCGAAGCAGGCCGAGUCCGAGGCCAAGGCUACCAACGCAAAUGACACCGCAAUGGACGUCGACUUGACCAACGCACCCAGAACAAGCUGGAUCAAGGCCGAAAAGAGGGCCAAGGAAGAAAAGCGUAACCGCAUCGCAAAGAAGCAAAAGCGCAAGGUCAUCAACCAAAUGACUUUCAAGAAGACCCCUCGUACCGGAAAGAAGUGA